GGAGUUUGGUCGAGGUUUGGGGGGUUAGGAAGAAUGGCAAUGCUAAUGGUGGUGCGAGGAGGGAGGUGUGGGGUAAGGAGAAGAAGAUGGAGACUGGGGGGGAGAGGAGGGAGCAGUGCACGUCUGGAGGAUAUCUGACGGAUGCAGGGGUUGAAGAUGGGUAUCGAGACACGAUGCAAAAGACACGCAGGGAAGCGGAAACCCUAUCCGAACUCCCACCACACGCCUCUCCUCCUCAGCCCUCACUUCCACCUCGACCUUUUCCUCCACCAACAGAUUCCACAGACUCCACAGCACCACCACCACCCUCCAACCAAGCCAACCCCCCAAUCUUCCACAACCUGACCUUCUACCUCAACGGCUCCACGGCCCCUUACAUCUCGGACCACAAACUGCGCCACCUCAUCGCAUCGCACGCCGGCUCCCUCUCGCUGUCCCUCGCCCGCCGAUCCGUCACGCACGUCAUCCUCUCCCCGUCCGCCGCAUCGGCAUCGGCAUCGUCAUCGUCAUCGUCAUCGUCAUCAGGCUGUGGUGGUGCUCUCGCAGCUAGUAAGAUCCAAAGGGAAAUUGCGAGGCGAGGCGGUGGUGGCAAGGGAGUCAAGUUCGUCAGUGUCGAGUGGGUGCUGGAGUGUGUGAGGCGCGGGAGGAGGGUAGCUGAGGGGAGGUAUCAGGUCCUUGGCCUAGGGGGCGGGGGGCAAGGGAGUGUUGUCCAGGAUUUCUUUGGGCGGAAGGUAAAAUAGACGGCUGGCUGAUCGGGAGAUCACAGCAAGGACUUGGCUCAUUCUUGUUUGCGUUGGAAAACGCUCGUAUUGUUAUUCCCUUUGAGAUACCCGAAGAAAGAGACUGAACUGGUCUUGGAAGAUGAGUUACGCAUAUUGCGUUUGCAUGCGCUCUCGCCAAGUGCAUCGCCGCCCAUUU
Molecule: messenger RNA, 918 nt
Organism: Westerdykella ornata
Lineage: Eukaryota; Fungi; Ascomycota; Dothideomycetes; Pleosporales; Sporormiaceae
Exons: 1
Source: RefSeq, a predicted model, not a curated record